Molecule: messenger RNA, 1211 nt
Organism: Equus caballus (horse)
Lineage: Eukaryota; Metazoa; Chordata; Mammalia; Perissodactyla; Equidae
Gene: TOMM6
Product: translocase of outer mitochondrial membrane 6
Cellular component (GO): mitochondrion; mitochondrial outer membrane translocase complex
Source: RefSeq, a predicted model, not a curated record
CACGCCUGCGAGAGGCGGCGAGAUGAUAAACUUGAAGUGCUCCCUUUGCAGCCAGAGCAUUCUGUGACUUUUGAUGGAGAAUUUCUUGGGGAACCCCAUUCCCCAAAGCUAUUCAUCCCCUGUGAGCUAGCCCCUACCCCCGUCCCCACAGGCUGGGACAGCCUCAUCCCCAGCAUCCUCCUCCUGAGCCAAUGAAGUCAUCACCCAGACGUCACGUGUGAUGGUGACCGGCUUGGCGCGCCCAGGGCCUGGAGGGAGCCGGAGGUGGAACUGGACCAGGGGACACGAGAGCCGGGCCUUGCUCCUCCCCUUGCAGAGUCGUGGGCGCGAGGCCAGAGUUCCUCUACUCCGGGUGUCGGACACACCCGGAGCAACGGCGCCCCCUGCCGGCCGGCGGAAGUGGGAGACCGGAAGUUGCGUGCUUCCUCCGCGCCGACACGGGGCGUCUUGACAGGCUUUGCGGAGCGCGAAGGUGCUGCUAUGGCUUCCCCUGGGGUUGGCGUGAGCGCGGCCGGCUCGGCAAAUGAGACUCCCGAAAUUCCGGACAACGUGGGAGACUGGCUUCGAGGCGUCUACCGCUUCGCCACCGAUAGGAAUGAUUUCCGAAGGAACUUGAUCCUCAAUUUGGGACUUUUUGCUGCAGGAGUUUGGCUGGCUAGGAAUUUGAGUGACAUUGACCUGAUGGCACCUCAGCCAGGGGUGUAGCCAGAUAGGCUCCCCCUGGCUGCCCCAAGGACUGAGGAGUUCAAGAGAGGAACACCGCUGAAAACACACCCACAGCCCACCCCCCUCAUUGCAGUAUCUGGGAGGCUCCUUGGGAGGGGCCCUUGAAUCCCCACCAUCCCACUGUGAGGGAGGUAGCAAGACAUAGUAAGUGCUCAAUAGAUGUCCUCAGCUCUAUUAUGAGCUGAGGCUAGUGAGAUCAAUACACCAUCUCCAUGAGGUCAGAGAGGUCAUGUCAUUUCUGCAUAACCAGGAAGGGAACUGAGGUCGCAGCAGAAGUAUUAAUAAUAACAAUAACUUUGGACAUUAACUGAGCAUUUUGUGCUAAGCACUUUUACAUGAUCCUGUCAAUUCUUAGAACAAUCAUGUUGUUACUUAGUGAUAUAUCCAAAUUUGAAUACAACUUCCAUCAUUCUUUCCACUGAAUUUUAAUGUAUGUAAUAUCUCUUUAUGGAUGAAAUAAAAGGAAAGCAAUGAAAUGUGGACAA